AUGUCAUCAAGCCAACCCCAAAUAAACGGGGUUCCUGCCUCAUCGGCAAGCACUUCGCAACCAUUACCAAGCACACAGACCACGGCGGCCGCUUCUAGCCAGACUGCUGCUGCAGCCUCACAGAACGCACCUCCUCCAGCGCCAUCAACAACCGCCCCUCGACCGCGCGACUCAAGGCUUAUCGAACUACUGCUCACAUCGCAAGGUGUUACCGCUUAUGAGCCACGCGUUCCCCUCCUCCUUCUCGACUUCGCCUACCGUCAUACCUCAUCUGUUCUUAGCGAUGCGCUACAUCUUUCCGGCGACCCAUAUGUCACACAAGCCGGCUCUAAACCAUCAGCAAAUGCUGGAGCAAUCUCAGCACCUGCAGGCGACGCUGCAGUCACCGCCAAUGCCGUUAAGCUCGCCAUCGCUGCGCGACUCAGCUAUCAGUUCCGCGGAGGAAACGCAGGCGGGGGGAUUAGCAAAGACUACAUGCAAGAACUUGCACGCGAACGCAACAAGGUAGCACUGCCUAAAAUUGUGCCCAGUGAAUGGGGUGUGCGACUACCAAGCGAACGAUUCGUCCUGAGUGGCACAAGUUGGGGACUGAAGGAUGUAUGGGAUGAAGAGGAUGAAGAGGAAGAGGAACAAGGGGGUGAUGCCAUGGAGGGUAUUGAGGGUCCCGAGCCUGAAGAUAUCGGCGGAGAUGGGGUUGAGGGCGGGACGGUAGAGGAUAUGUUUGGUGAGGAUGUCGACGAAGAGAUGGCUGAGGAGGGCUAG
Molecule: messenger RNA, 762 nt
Organism: Fusarium tjaetaba
Lineage: Eukaryota; Fungi; Ascomycota; Sordariomycetes; Hypocreales; Nectriaceae
Product: transcription initiation factor TFIID subunit 9B
Exons: 1
Coding region: 1-762 (253 amino acids)
Biological process (GO): RNA polymerase II preinitiation complex assembly; DNA-templated transcription initiation
Cellular component (GO): transcription factor TFIID complex; SAGA complex
Molecular function (GO): RNA polymerase II general transcription initiation factor activity; protein heterodimerization activity; transcription coactivator activity
Source: RefSeq, a predicted model, not a curated record